This is a messenger RNA of Populus nigra (black poplar), 2579 nucleotides long. RefSeq names its product phytyl ester synthase 2, chloroplastic-like. The record is from RefSeq and is a predicted model, not a curated record. Gene Ontology annotation, cellular component: membrane. The coding region runs from base 72 to 2222 and encodes 716 amino acids. NCBI's taxonomy places the organism in Eukaryota, Viridiplantae, Streptophyta, Magnoliopsida, Malpighiales, Salicaceae. The transcript is spliced from 14 exons.
UUCUUUUGGAGAAAUUAAGUCAUAAUCAGUAAAGUACAAAACAUCCUUAACAUAUUCUCUCAAAAACUGUCAUGGCGGCCACCGGUGGUUGUGUUGCCUUUUCCACGGUGGUUCGCUCCUGCCAAGUAACACCGUCACCAUCAUCCGGUAAUUUGAGACCGAAUCCGAGUCAAAGGCAAUUUGCUGUUUCCAGCGAGAGUCAAUUCACGAAGACAGUUAGAAGUGAAACAAAAAGAACGACUAGUUUUGGAGAGAACGGGAUUUUCAAGGAGAAACACAAAGAAGAAGCGAGGGAGGGAGUAACAAAAGAGAAACAAAAAAAUCCUUACGAGCUGGGGUUGGAGAGAAAUGAAAGUGAUGAAGAAAGGAGUAGAAAGAGCCUUAAAGAUUACUUUGAGGAGUCAAAGGAUUUGAUCAGAUCAGAAGGUGGUGGUGGUGGUCCGCCUCGGUGGUUCUCUCCGUUGGACUGUGGUUCCCGCCUGGACGAUUCUCCUCUCCUCCUUUACUUGCCUGGGAUCGAUGGUGUUGGGCUAGGGCUUAUUAUGCAUCAUCAAUCUCUGGGAGAGAUUUUCGACAUAUGGUGCUUGCAUAUUCCAGUUAAGGAUAGAACAUCAUUUACUGACCUAGUGAAGUUGGUAGAACAAACAGUUAGAUCAGAGAACUGUCAUUCACCCAAUAGACCCAUAUAUCUUGUUGGAGAAUCUCUUGGAGCAUGCCUUGCAUUAGCCGUUGCAGUUCGUAACCCUGAUAUUGAUCUUUCACUUAUUUUGGCCAAUCCAGGAACUUCUUUUGAGAAGUCACAGUUGCAACCUCUCAUACCUCUAUUGGGAAUCAUACCCGUUCAGUACCAGCUUAUCCUUUCUUAUAUGCUGAGCUCCAUGACAGGUGAUCCUUUGAGGAUGGCAAUGGACAAGGUAAUGAAGGGACUUCCUCUACAACAAACAGCCGAAGGAUUAUUGAAAGAUGUUGCUGCAAUGUCAUCAUAUGUCUAUGUUCUAGCUAAUAUCUUACCCGAAGAAACACUUCUGUGGAAGCUAAAGAUGCUUAAAUCAGCUUCAGCAUUUGCCAAUUCACGCCUCCAUGCUGUGAAAGCUCAAACACUGCUACUCACCAGUGGUAGGGAUCAGUUACUACCAAGUGAAGAUGAAGGCAAAAGACUUCGCCGUGCACUUCCAAAAUGUGAAAUUCGUAGGUUUAAUGACAACGGUCAUUACCUCUUCUUGGAAGAUGGAGUUGAUUUGGUGACUGUCAUCAAAGGUGCUAGUUUCUAUCGCCGUGGGAAAUGCCAUGACUACGUUUUUGAUUAUAUACCUCCAACCCCCUCUGAAAUCAAAAAUAUAUGUGAAUCAAACAGGUUGUUUAUGCGUGCUACCAGCCCUGUAAUGCUGUCAACUUUAGAAGACGGGAAGAUUGUGAAGGGCCUUGCAGGAAUUCCUUCGGAGGGACCAGUCUUGUUCAUUGGUUAUCACAUGUUAUUGGGAUAUGAAUUGGUGCCAAUGGUCAUGAACCUUUUGUUGGAAAGAAACAUUCUUAUGAGAGGGAUGGCACAUCCAAUGAUGUUUACGAGAAAGAAAGAAGGUUAUUUACCUGAAUUAUCAAGUUUUGACACAUACAGAACAAUGGGUGCAGUUCCUGUUUCCGGAGCCAAUUUGUACAAACUUCUAUUUUCGAAGGCCCAUGUGCUACUGUACCCAGGAGGCCUGCGUGAGGCCUGUCAUCGAAAGGGUGAACAAUACAAGUUAAUCUGGCCAGAGCAAUCUGAGUUUGUUAGAAUGGCAGCAAGGUUUGGAGCAAAAAUUGUACCAUUUGGUGUUGCUGGAGAAGAUGAUUUUGGUGAAAUAGUUUUUGAUUAUGAUGAUCAAAUGAAGAUUCCUUUCCUUAAGGAUUUUAUUAAAUCACUGUCGGAGGAGGCUGACACAGUGAGGACUGGAUUGAAUUCUGAGGUGAACCAAGAUAUUCAUUCUCCGGUAGUCUUGCCAAAAUUUCCAGGCAGGUUUUAUUACUAUUUUGGGAAACCAAUUGAAACAGAAGGAAGGAUAAGUGAAUUAAGAGACAAGGACAAUGCGCACGAGUUAUACAUGCAAGUCAAGUCUGAGGUGGAGAAAUGCCUAGCUUUUUUGCAGGAGAAAAGAGAAAGUGAUCCUUAUAGAAAUUUAUUGGCUCGGCUAGCUUACCAGUCUACGCAUGGGUUUGAUUCCGAAGUUCCAACAUUUGAACUUUGAUUCUUCUGCAGUCUACACAUGCAUUUUGAUAUGAUACUCAAGCUGGAUUCUCAAAUAAGCUCAGCAAAAUGGCAUACUGGAGCCUCACGGUAUGAUCCAAAUCAUUGUUGUACCCUCCAAUUGAUAAAUAAAUAAUCAUAAUUCCAUGUCUUGAUUAGAUGGUUUAUCACACAAUCCAUGAUGUUACAUUCAUUGAUUCCGCAUUGAUACGCAUCCAUGACAGUCAAACAAGAGGUCUUGAUUGGGGAACUCAGAUUUCUGAAUGAAUUUGUACUGUAUGUAUUUGGAUGAACACCAUCUGUAUAACAUUUUGAUCAAAGGACAGAUUCUCCAAAGGCUCUUUGGCAGCUUUGAGUA